GUGUGCGAGAGAGUGUGCACAGGGGAGGAGGGCACCAAUCCUCCCAAACUCCUACACAAGCGCUUCCAACACCUAAUCAUUAAAACACACACACACACGCACCCUAUCUCCACGGAUACUAAGCUUACACACAACACGUCCACCAUAGCCGAAGCCUCGGGCUUGAACAUCAUCACACACCACGCGUUUUUCCGUGGAAUGAGCAUUCCAUGCAGCAUCUUAGGUAUGAAUGACGUGGCCUGGCAGGAGACGCGAGGCGGGAUGCUGCACACAAAUGGUGCGCCAGAGACCGGAGGAGUCAGAGUCCAUGCUGGGGGUUCACUAGCCACAUUGGGAGGUGCUGGGCAGGGACCUGGAGGAGCUCACCCUCUGCCAGGUAUGGAUCGGGUGGCAAAUCCCAAUCCUGGCACCCCUCAGCCUCCACUGAGCGGUCGUUCCCAAGAUGAUGCCACUGUGGGCUAUUUUUUUCAAAGGCAGCCUGGGGAGCAGUUGGGUGGCUGCACUGCAAGCAAACACCGCUGGCCCACUGGUGAUGGAAACCAUGUUGACCAGGUGCGCUCUGUGGAUGAGAUGAAUUAUGAUUUUCAAGCCUUGGCUCUGGAGUCUCGUGGAAUGGGUGAGCUUCUUCCUGCAAAAAAAUUGUGGGAAUCAGAUGAAUUGGCAAAAGAUGCACGUAAAGGGAUGUUGCUGGGUGAAGAAUGGAGAGAGAAUGCCUGGGGUUCUUCCCAUCAUUCUGUCUCUCAGCCCAUUAUGGUGCAAAGACGUCCAGGCCAGAGCUACAAUGGGAACGGAGAUGCAAGCUCGGUACUGUCCCCACGCUCAGAGGGGGGUGGUCUGGGUGUGAGUAUGGUGGAGUAUGUCCUCAGCUCUUCACCUGGAGACAAGAUGGAUGGUCGCUACAGAAACGGAGGCUAUGGUGGAGCAGAUGCAGCUCUAGAUGGCAGGGAGAAAGGUGAUUCAAAAGAAAAGGCUUCUCAAUUUGAAGAAGACAAAAGUCCUGAGAUGAAAGGCGGAGAUGAAGGGGAUGCCUCAAAAGCAAAUUCCAGAGGAUUGCUGAAUGGGAUGGAUCGCGACUGUAAAGACUUCAAUCCUACCCCAGGUAGUCGCCAGGCGUCCCCCACAGAGGCAGUAGAACGGAUGGGGCCCAGUCAGGCCGGGUUGGAAAUGAUGGCACAGCACCACCCGCAUGUUCUGCAGCCACCCAACCCUGUCACAAACAAACCUCCCACUGAGGACUUCCAGAGCCAGGAAGCCCAGAGCAUGGGUGGCAUGGAGCACCAGGCGGGCAUGGAGUCACUUCAAUUUGACUAUGCUGGGAACCAGAUCCAGGUGGACUCAUCUGGUGCUCCAGUCGGCCUGUUUGACUAUAACUCCCAACAGCAGUUGUUCCAGAGAUCCAGUCAUCUCACAGUUCAGCAGUUGACCGCAGCACAGCAGCAACAGUACGCCCUUGCUGCAGCCCAACAGCAACACCUUGGCCUUGCACCUGCAUUUGUGCCAAACCCUUACAUCAUCAAUGCUGCCCCUCCUGGAGCAGACCCUUACACUGCUGCAGGAUUGGCAGCAGCUGCCACACUUGCAGGUCCAGCUGUAGUCCCUCCUCAGUACUAUGGAGUCCCGUGGGGUGUAUAUCCGGCCAACCUCUUCCAACAACAGACUGCAGCUGCUGCCAGUCAUUCUGCCAACCAGCAGGCAUCCAAUCAGGGUCCAGGACUGGGACAACAGGUGAUACGUGCAGGGACCAAUCAGCGACCUUUGACCCCUGGCCAGAGCCAGCAGAGUCAGCAGGAAUCCCUUGCUGCAGCCGCUGCAAACCCAGCACUGGCCUUCACAGGCAUGACAGGUUACCAAGUUCUAGCACCAGCUGCUUACUAUGAUCCGACUGGAGCGCUGGUCAUGGGUCCUGGAGCUCGCACUGGCCUGGGUGGACCUGUCCGACUGGUCCAAACCCCUCUCCUCAUCAACCCAGCAGCUGCACAAGCUGCUGCAGCUGCAUCUGCAUCAGGCUCUGGUAACAGCAUGUCUGGUCCUGCUAACGGUCUCUACCGGUCCAUGGGGUGCCAACAACCCCAGCAGCCUCAACCUCAGCAGCAACCACCUCCACCCUCUAGUGGCCUGCCCUCCAACUCCUUCUAUGGCUCUAGUUCAGUGGCUCCCAACUCCCAGAGCAGCUCGCUAUUCUCUCAUACAAGCGCGGCACCUCCUAGCACCUCUCUGGGUUUCAGCAGCACUGGUGGAUCUCUAGGUGUUGGGCUGGGAUCUGCACUUGGUGCCUUUGGCUCAUCAGUAUCAGGUUCCACUAACAGCAGUGCAACCCGUCGGGACUCCCUUUUGGCCAGCUCUGACCUGUAUAAGCGUGGCGGUGGUAGCAGCUUGACGCCCAUUGGCCAAUCUUUUUACAACAGCCUAGGAUACUCUUCCUCCCCCAGCCCCAUUGGACUGACACCUGGUCACUCCCCUCUGACACCUCCACCCUCUUUGCCCUCCUCCCAUGGGUCUUCAUCCAGCCUCCAUCUGGGUGGUCUGACUAAUGGCAGUGGCCGUUAUAUUUCGGCUGCACCGGGAGCAGAAGCCAAAUAUAGGAGUUCGGGCAGUACCUCCAGUCUUUUCAGCUCUAGCAGUCAGCUCUUUCCCCCACCACGAGCCCGCUACAGCCGCUCCGAUGUUAUGCCUUCGGGACGUAGCCGCUUAUUAGAGGACUUUCGGAAUAAUCGUUUUCCCAACCUGCAGCUGCGAGAUCUGCCUGGUCACAUGGUGGAGUUCUCUCAAGACCAGCACGGAUCCAGGUUUAUUCAGCAAAAGUUGGAGCGUGCAACUCCUGCAGAGAGGCAGAUUGUGUUUGGGGAAAUCCUACAGGCUGCUUACCAACUCAUGACCGAUGUCUUUGGGAACUAUGUCAUACAGAAGUUCUUUGAGUUCGGCAGUGUGGAUCAGAAACUGGCACUUGCGACUCGUAUCCGUGGCCAUGUGUUGCCACUGGCUCUGCAGAUGUAUGGUUGUCGUGUUAUUCAAAAAGCUCUGGAAUCCAUCUCUUCUGACCAGCAGGUAAUUAGUGACAUUGUACGGGAGUUGGAUGGCCAUGUGCUGAAAUGUGUGAAGGAUCAGAAUGGAAAUCAUGUGGUGCAGAAAUGCAUUGAAUGUGUCCAGCCCCAGGCUCUUCAGUUCAUCAUUGAUGCCUUCCAGGGACAGGUGUUUGUUUUGUCCACUCAUCCGUAUGGCUGCAGGGUGAUCCAGCGUAUCCUAGAGCAUUGUACACAGGAGCAGACCCUGCCCAUCCUGGAAGAACUCCACCAGCACUCUGAGCAGCUGGGACAGAAGUAUCAAGGCGUUUCAUUGGAGAUGACCCCCAAAACAUAUUAUACAGUGUCCAGCGAUGCACUGUUCAAGGAUCAGUACGGUAACUACGUGAUCCAGCAUGUUUUAGAGCAUGGGCGUCCAGAAGACAAGAGCAAAAUAGUGGCGGAGGUCAGAGGGAAGGUUCUAGCUCUGAGUCAGCAUAAAUUUGCAAGUAAUGUUGUUGAGAAGUGUGUCAUUCAUUCAUCUCGUGCGGAGAGGGCCCUGCUGAUCGAUGAAGUCUGCUGUCAGAAAGAUGGCCCUCACAGUGCCCUCUACACCAUGAUGAAGGACCAGUAUGCAAAUUAUGUAGUGCAAAGAAUGAUUGACAUGGCAGAACCCGCCCAGCGCAAGAUCAUCAUGCACAAGAUUCGGCCCCAUAUUGCAACUCUCCGUAAAUACACAUAUGGAAAACACAUCCUGGCUAAGUUGGAGAAGUACUACAUGAAGAGUGGGUCAGACCUAGGCCCUAUUGGGGGCCCCACCAACGGCCUAAUGUAAGGGCCUCACACCCAAACCACACCCCUUUCCCUCAAAACCAUGUCUGUUAUGGGCAUCUCCUCCACCGUGGAGUUUAUACCCUUUAGGGGUUUUAACCAAAAACAUAAAAGGAAAAGGAUUCACCGAAGAAUGCCGAAACAUCUCACCAGUCCCUGGUGCAGUGCCCAUUAUUACCUCCACCACCCCCCACUAGAGAGUGCAUGGUCUGUAAGCGGUUUCCUGGGUAAAGCACAACACCUUUGUUUAUGAUGUAAUUGAUGUAACUGACGGUUUCCUUUUUUUCUUUUCUAGUAAAUAUCUUGUACAUUUUUACCUUGUACAUUCUCUGUAGAAAACAAAAUGUUUGCUGAAAAUUUAAAGUUCUUACAAUUUACACCAGCAAGUGACUUUAUAAGGCCAAACUGAGUGAUCCUUUUUAAUUACUUCGUCUUUUUAUUAUAUAUAUAUAUAUAUAUAUAUAUAUAUAUAUAUAUAUAUAUAUUUUUUUUUUUUUUUUUUAAUCCAUUUAAGAAGUGUGAUACAUUUAAGUCCUUUUUUAGCCCGAUGGUACACAUACCAGAGCUGCUGAUGAAAAAUAAUGAACCAGUCACCUUGAUCUUAAAAAAAAAUCUUUCUUGUAGAUGACCACUUCUGUCUGCCAUGCCAUUGACUUAGUUGUGUUAAGAUAUUCUAAACCAAUCAUAGAGCUUUGCUGCCUUUAAAUGGGAGUUGUAUCAUUCAGAAGUGGUUUGAAGUGUCUGCAAUUGCCAUCUUUCUUCUUACCCUCCCUCAUGUGCGAAUCUUAUUUGAGUAACUGCUCCGUUUUUUUUUUUUUUUUUUUUUUUUUUUUUUUCAUUUUAAGUGUGUGGUUGCAGUAUAGUAUAUGUCCCACUGACCAAGUCUGUUGCACGACUAUUGUCUUGGUUCACUAUUAUGUUUCGAAUGAAGUGUAAGGACACCAGUGCACCUGCUAUUUUACACAGCUAGUUAGAGUUAGACCGAUACCUGGAAUUUUUCCAUUUUGGGGUGUGUGGGAGGUAUGCAAUGCAUGCAGGGGGUGGGGAGAUUUGGCAUGCUGUGUCUGGAUUUAAUGGAAUGAUUUUUUUCUUUGUCAUCAUGUUUGUGGAACAUCUGUCUGUUGAGUAGUUUUUCUGACCACUGCCCUAAGAACGGUAUGGUUGUGUACGAAUUAUCAUCUCUUUACAUUGUAAUAGCUUAGGCAAAAUGUUUAGCUUUUUCAUGUGCAAGUACAAAUAUUAAAUUGUUGCUGUUUUUCGGGUGUGGGUGGAGAUGGCGCUUGAGUUUUAGAUGAUGCUCUCCUGGGCAAAGUGGAGAAGUUGGUAGGCGGCGUCCGUGUCCUUGGAGUCAUCCAAGGACGUUUGGCUUUGGAGCAAGUAAAAAAGAAAUGAUUUCAUAAACGUGAGACAUUGCAGGGUAGGAUCAAAUGUGCGGCAUUCAGUGGUGUAGAUUGAGAAUGUGCAAGAGUAUACUUUUCAGAGAAUGGACGUGGGGCUUCCGUCUUCUGCACAGUUUUUCUGUAUGGCUAAUAUAUUAAUUGCUUUUGUUCCUUUGCUUCAUAUGAAUAAAUGUAGAAUACAUGUAGUAUAUGUGGAGUUAUUAAGUGUAAGUUUAUUAGUUAAAUAGAAGAAAAAAAAUCUAGUUGUGAUGUUGGACAGGCCUUGCUAAAUUGCAUAGUGAUUUGCUUUUAUUUUGUCUGUACAGUUGUACAUUUGUAAACGUUAACGCUGUAAAUGGAAUGUCUUUUACACUUUUUGGGGAAGAAAAAUCAAAAAUGUGCAUUUUGAUGUGUGAAUAUUUAUCACUCCUUUCCCUUUGAAUAUAAUGUAUACAGUUUUCUUUGAACAAGCGUUAUUUUAAAGAAAAACUUUUUAUGCAUCACAAUCUCAAGAUGGUUUUGUUUAUAAUCAGUUCUUGGAAAAGGUCAGCCUCUUUAUGUACCUGGAACAGUGACACCUUCUGUUAACAGUCAUUUUGACAUGUGGCAGUUGAAUAAAAUAACUAAAAAAUUAUGAAUUAAAAAAAAAAAAAACAUGGGGCUGUCUUUGGUUCUACCUGCUACCAUGGAAAUUUCACAGGACAGGACAAGAAUUAUUUUUGUAUAAAGGAGUGCUGUAUUUUGGAGCAGCCACUAACUUGUAAGCAAAAUAAUUGUAAGAUAUUGUCAAUUAUAUAAAUAUGAACAUAUGAGUUUUGUCACACUGUUAAAGUCAUGUACAUUUUCAGGUGGCCUUAUGUACAUUUCCAGAUGUUAGAUGAGAAAAUAACUCUUUGUUUUGUUUUUUGGAAGCAGAAUUGUGACUAUGUAUGAUUAAACUGUUCUUCUAACAUUUGA
Messenger RNA from Cyprinus carpio (common carp), 6166 nucleotides. RefSeq names its product pumilio homolog 2-like. Gene Ontology annotation, molecular function: mRNA 3'-UTR binding. Gene Ontology annotation, cellular component: cytosol; cytoplasm. The record is from RefSeq and is a predicted model, not a curated record. NCBI's taxonomy places the organism in Eukaryota, Metazoa, Chordata, Actinopteri, Cypriniformes, Cyprinidae. Gene Ontology annotation, biological process: miRNA processing; regulation of mRNA stability.